Amphiprion ocellaris (clown anemonefish) is the source of this 708-nucleotide messenger RNA. RefSeq names its product pyroglutamylated RF-amide peptide receptor-like. Gene Ontology annotation, cellular component: membrane. The transcript is spliced from 2 exons. The coding region runs from base 112 to 585 and encodes 157 amino acids. NCBI's taxonomy places the organism in Eukaryota, Metazoa, Chordata, Actinopteri, Pomacentridae. Gene Ontology annotation, biological process: G protein-coupled receptor signaling pathway. Gene Ontology annotation, molecular function: peptide binding; G protein-coupled receptor activity. The record is from RefSeq and is a predicted model, not a curated record.
UGCCUUUGUUACUUUCCAGCUAUAACAGGAAAGACUUUCAUCUAGUUUCAAAGAAAGAUCAGAUGAUUUUUUGCUUUUACCUUCUGCAGGAAAAAGAAAAGAGCCGUUAAAAUGAUGAUCACAAUUGUGCUGCUAUUCACAAUUUGCUGGGCUCCGUUCCACACAGUCCACAUGCUGUUUGAGUACUAUGACCUUGAGAAGAAAUACGACGGAGUCACACUCAACAUGAUCAUCGCCAUUGUUCAGGCCAUCGGGUUCUUCAACAGCUUCAACAACCCCAUCGUCUAUGCCUUCAUGAACGAGAACUUCAAGAAGAGCUGCGUCUCCACGCUCUCCCACUGCGUCCGGAAACCCAACCAGCAGGUCGACGUCAUGGUGGCACCCAGGCUGAGCGUGCAGUUCAUCAAACCCCAAAACAGAGAAGCCUUCAUAAAACCGGACGACGGCAACAGCUUGGAGCUGCCCUCAGCGGAGAAAGGCCCUUCAACUUCAUCGCAGGGAGAGCGCUCGCUGGAAAUGAUAGGCGAAAAAAUCUCCACCAUCCAAACGGAGCUGCCAGCAAAUAGCUCCAGUCAAGUCAAAUGAGGACGAAGUGGAGCAAAGUUCAGGUGUUUCAACUGUUCAACUCGACCCUCCUGUUUGCUGUCGAUCCCUGGCGCUUGGCACAAGCAGCCACGAGCACCUUAGACAUGAUUUCAAGUCUCACAG